AUGCCUCGCGGAUACGGUAUUGCCGACACCAAGAACUGGACCGACUUCAAGGUCCACGAAUUCGAUCUCAAGAAGGAGACCGACGACGAUGUCGAUGUCGCCAUCACCCACUGCGGUGUCUGCGGCUCGGAUGUCCACACCAUCUCGGGUGGCUGGGGCCCCCUCUCGCACGACUUCUGCAUUCCCGGUCACGAGAUCAUCGGCACCGCCAUCAAGGUUGGCAAGAACGUCAAGGGCAUCAAGGUUGGCGACCGCGUCGGCGUCGGUGCCCAGGUCGACUCCUGCGGCGAGUGUGUGCCUUGCAAGGACGAGGAGGAGCAGUACUGUCAGGGAAAGAACGGCAAGGGCAUGGUCGACACGUACAACAGUGUGCACCACUGCGGUACGCAAGCCCAGGGCGGAUACAGCACGCACAUUCGUACCCAGCAGCAGUUCGUCUUCCCCAUCCCCGAGGGUAUCAAGUCGGAGCACGCCGCUCCCAUGCUUUGUGGCGGUCUCACCCUCUUCUCGCCGCUCAUUCGCAAUGGCGCUGGUCCCGGCAAGCGCGUCGGUAUCGUCGGCAUCGGCGGUCUGGGCCACUUUGGCGUGAUGUUUGCGCACGCACUCGGUGCCGAGGUGGUGGCCAUCUCGCACUCGCCGCGCAAGCGCGAGGAUGCGCUCAAGAUGGGUGCGUCCGAAUUCGUCUCGACGGGCGAGAACCCCAAGUGGGCCGAGGAGUACAAGGAGAAGCCCUUUGACCUCAUCAUCAACACGGCCUCGUCCAACGCUGUGGACCUCGCCUCGAUCCUGAGCACGCUCAAGGUGCACGGCCGCCUCAUUUGCGUCGGCAUGCCCGAGGACGUGUUCAAGGUGCGCAUCCAGAACUUUGCCGGCAACGGAUGCCUCAUGGGCUCCUCGCACAUCGGCUCCAAGAAGGAGGCGCUCCAGAUGCUCCAGCUCGCCGCCGAAAAGAACAUCCAGCCCUGGGUCGAGGUGCUCCCAAUGAAGGACUGCUCCAAGGCCGUCAAGCGCGUAGAGGACAACGACAUCCGCUACCGCUUCGUCCUCGAGCAGGACAUCGAGAAGAACUGA
Messenger RNA from Moesziomyces antarcticus, 1071 nucleotides. RefSeq names its product NADP+ alcohol dehydrogenase. Gene Ontology annotation, biological process: alcohol metabolic process. Bases 1 to 1071 code for a protein of 356 amino acids. The record is from RefSeq and is a predicted model, not a curated record. The transcript has a single exon. Gene Ontology annotation, molecular function: zinc ion binding; alcohol dehydrogenase (NADP+) activity. NCBI's taxonomy places the organism in Eukaryota, Fungi, Basidiomycota, Ustilaginomycetes, Ustilaginales, Ustilaginaceae.